Messenger RNA from Pelobates cultripes (western spadefoot toad), 20848 nucleotides. Lineage: Eukaryota; Metazoa; Chordata; Amphibia; Anura; Pelobatidae. The record is from the annotation of a GenBank genome assembly.
CUGUGCGGAAGCUGCGCGUGGGGCUUGCGUGAGGCUGUGGCGGCCAUCUUAGAAGCUCCCUGAUGCAGCCUCAGCCGCCUGGCUCCGGGCACGGGAAGUGAGGGCAGGAACCGGCCGUGAAGCCGGGGCGGCCAUCUUAACUCACCAAGGAGACAGGCCAGGUCCCGGGGGAGGAGGAGAGGGGCCUGGACUCCCCGAAACCAGGCACCAUGUCUGAGACAUACGGUGAGAGAUGGGGGAUGGGCACCUGGGCGGGAUGUGUGUAUACUGUAUGUACUGUCACUGUGUCUGUCUGUCACUGUGUGUACUGUCACUGUGUCUGUCUGUCACUGUAUGUACUGUCACUGUCUGUCACUGUAUGUACUGUCACUGUGUGUAUACUGUAUGUACUGUCACUGUGUCUGUCUGUCACUGUGUGUACUGUCACUGUGUCUGUCUGUCACUGUAUGUACUGUCACUGUCUGUCACUGUAUGUACUGUCACUGUGUGUAUACUGUAUGUACUGUCACUGUGUCUGUCUGUCACUGUGUCUGUCUGUCACUGUGUGUACUGUCACUGUGUCUGUCUGUCACUGUAUGUACUGUCACUGUCUGUGUCACUGUAUGUACUGUCACUGUGUCUGUCUGUCACUGUGUGUACUGUCACUGUGUCUGUCUGUCAUGUGUGUACUGUCCUGUGUGUAUACUGUAUGUACUGUCACUGUGUCUGUGUCUGUCACUGUGUGUACUGUCACUGUGUGUAUACUGUAUGUACUGUCACUGUGUCUGUCUGUCACUGUGUGUACUGUCCUGUCUGUCUGUCACUGUGUGUGUCUGUCUCUGUCACUGUGUGUACUGUCUGUCUGUCAGUCACUGUAUGCACUGUCUGUCUGUCACUGUGUGUACUGUCACUGUGUGUACUGUCACUGUGUGUAUACUGUAUGUACUGUCACUGUGUCUGUCUGUCUGUGUGUACUGUCACUGUGUCUGUCUGUCACUGUGUGUACUGUCACUGUGUGUAUACUGUAUGUACUGUCACUGUGUCUGUCUGUCACUGUGUGUACUGUCCUGUCUGUCUGUCACUGUGUGUGUACUGUCUGUGUGUAUACUGUAUGUACUGUCACUGUGUCUGUCUGUCACUGUGUGUACUGUCAUGUCUGUCCUGUCACUGUGUGUACUGUCACUGUGUGUAUACUGUAUGUCCUGUCACUGUGUCUGUCUGUCACUGUGUGUACUGUCACUGUGUGUAUACUGUAUGUACUGUCACUGUGUCUGUCUGUCACUGUGUGUACUGUCACUGUGUCUGUCUGUCACUGUGUGUACUGUCACUGUGUGUAUACUGUAUGUACUGUCACUGUGUCUGUCUGUCACUGUGUGUACUGUCACUGUGUCUGUCUGUCACUGUGUGUACUGUCACUGUGUGUAUACUGUAUGUACUGUCACUGUGUCUGUCUGUCACUGUGUGUACUGUCACUGUGUCUGUCUGUCACUGUGUGUACUGUCACUGUGUGUACUGUCACUGUGUGUACUGUCACUGUGUCUGUCUGUCACUGUGUGUACUGUCACUGUGUCUGUCUGUCACUGUGUGUAUACUGUAUGUACUGUCACUGUGUCUGUCUGUCACUGUGUGUAUACUGUAUGUACUGUCACUGUGUCUGUCUGUCACUGUGUGUAUACUGUGUGUACUGUCACUGUGUCUGUCUGUCACUGUGUGUAUACUGUGUGUACUGUCACUGUGUCUGUCUGUCACUGUGUGUAUACUGUGUGUACUGUCACUGUGUCUGUCUGUCACUGUGUGUACUGUCACUGUGUCUGUCUGUCACUGUGUGUAUACUGUAUGUACUGUCACUGUGUCUGUCUGUCACUGUGUGUAUACUGUAUGUACUGUCACUGUGUCUGUCUGUCACUGUGUGUAUACUGUAUGUACUGUCACUGUGUCUGUCUGUCACUGUGUGUAUACUGUGUGUACUGUCACUGUGUCUGUCUGUCACUGUGUGUAUACUGUAUGUACUGUCACUGUGUCUGUCUGUCACUGUGUGUACUGUCACUGUGUCUGUCUGUCACUGUGUGUAUACUGUAUGUACUGUCACUGUGUCUGUCUGUCACUGUGUGUAUACUGUGUGUACUGUCACUGUGUCUGUCUGUCACUGUGUGUAUACUGUGUGUACUGUCACUGUGUCUGUCUGUCACUGUGUGUAUACUGUAUGUACUGUCACUGUGUCUGUCUGUCACUGUGUGUAUACUGUAUGUACUGUCACUGUGUCUGUCUGUAUGUCACUGUGUGUACUGUCUGUCUGUCACUGUGUGUGUCUGUCUCUGUCACUGUGUGUGUCUGUCUCUGUCACUGUGUGUACUGUCUGUCUGUCACUGUGUGUACUGUCUGUCUGUCACUGUGUGUGUCUGUCUCUGUCACUGUGUACUGUCUGUCACUGUGUGUACUGUCUGUCUGUCACUGUGUGUGUCUGUCUCUGUCUGUGUGUACUGUCUGUCACUGUGUGUACUUGUCUGUCUGUCAGUCACUGUAUUACUGUCUGUCAUCACUGUGUGUCUGUCUGUCACUGUGGUAUGUACUGUCUGUCUGUCACUGUGUCUGUCUGUCUCUGUCACUGUGUGUACUGUCUGUCUGUCACUGUAUGUACUGUCUGUCACUGUGUCUGUCUGUCACUGUGUGUAUGUACUGUCUGUCUGUCACUGUGUGUAUGUACUGUCUGUCUCUGUCACUGUGUGUACUGUCUGUCUGUCAGUCACUGUAUGCACUGUCUGUCUGUCACUGUGUGUAUACUGUAUGUACUGUCACUGUGUCUGUCUGUCACUGUGUGUAUGUACUGUCUGUCUCUGUCACUGUGUGUACUGUCUGUCAGUCACUGUAUGCACUGUCUGUCUGUCACUGUGUGUAUACUGUAUGUACUGUCACUGUGUCUGUCUGUCACUGUGUGUAUGUACUGUCUGUCUCUGUCACUGUGUGUACUGUCUUUCUGUCAGUCACUGUAUGCACUGUCUGUCUGUCACUGUGUGUACUGUCUGUCUGUCACUGUGUGUGUCUGUCUCUGUCACUGUGUGUACUGUCUGUCACUGUGUGUACUGUCUGUCUGUCAGUCACUGCAUGCACUGUCUGUCUGUCACUGUGUGUACUGUAUGUACUGUCUGUCUGUCACUGUAUGUACUGUCACUGUGUCUGUCUGUCACUGUGUGUGUGUCUGUCUGUACUGUCUGUCACUGUGUGUAUACUGUCUGUCUGUCACUGUAUGUACUGUCUGUCACUGUGUAUGUACUGUCUGUCACUGUAUGUCCUGUCUGUCACUGUGUGUACUGUCUGUCUGUCACUGUGUAUGUACUGUCAUUCUGUCUGUCUGUCACUGUAUGUACUGUGUGUCUGUCACUGUGUGUGUACUGUCUGUCUGUCACUGUGUCUGUCUGUCACUGUAUGUACUCUCUCUCUGUCACUGUGUAUGUACUGUCUGUCACUGUAUGUACUGUCUGUCACUGUGUGUACUGUCUGUCACUGUGUAUGUACUGUCAUUCUGUCUGUCUGUCACUGUAUGUACUGUGUGUCUGUCACUGUGUGUGUCUGUCACUGUGUGUGUACUGUCUGUCACAGUAUGUACUGUCUGUCUGUCACUGUGUGUACUGUCUGUCACUGUAUGUACUGUCUGUCUCUCACUGUGUGUCUGUCACUGUGUCUGUCACUGUGUGUGUACUGUCUGUCACUGUGUGUGUACUGUCUGUCUGUCACUGUGUCUGUCUGUCACUGUGUGUGUACUGUCUGUCUGUCACUGUGUGUGUCUGUCACUGUGUCUGUCUGUCUGUCUGUCACUGUGUGUGUACUGUCUGUCACUGUGUGUGUACUUUCUGUCUGUCACUGUGUGUGUACUGUCUGUCUGUCACUGUGUCUGUCUGUCACUGUAUGUCCUGUCUGUAUGUACUGUCUGUCUGUCUGUCACUGUGUCUGUACUGUCUGUCUGUACUGUCUGUCACUGUGUGUGGUCUGUCACUGUAUGUACUGUCUGUCACUGUGUGUACUGUCUGUCACUGUAUGUACUGUCUGUCUGUCACUGUAUGUACUGUCUGUCUGUCACUGUGUGUACUGUCUGUCACUGUAUGUACUGUCUGUCUGUCACUGUAUGCACUGUCUGUCACUGUAUGCACUGUCUGUCACUGUAUGCACUGUCUGUCACUGUAUGCACUGUCUGUCUGUCACUGUAUGUACUGUCUGUCUGUCACUGUGUGUCUGUCACUGUAUGUACUGCGUGUGUCUGUCUGUCUCACUGUGUGUACUGUCUGUCACUGUGUAUGUACUGUCUGUCUGUCACUGUAUGUACUGUCUGUCUGUGUAUGUACUGUAUGUACUGUCUGUCACUGUAUGUACUGUCUGUCUGUUACUGUAUGUACUGUCUGUGUAUGUACUGUCUGUCUGUCACUGAAUGUACUGUCUAGGUACUGUCUGUCUGUGUAUGUACUGUCUCUGUCACUGUGAGGGCUGUCUGUCUCUGUCACUGUGAGGGCUGUCUGUCAAUGUGAGGGCUGGCUGUCACUGUGGGGGGUGUCUCUGUCACUGUAUUUACUGUCUGUCUCUGUGAGGGCUGUUUUUCUCUGUCACUGUGUAUGUGCUGUCUGUCUCUGUGAGGGCAGUCUGUCUCUGUCACCGUGUAUGCACUGUCUCUCUGUGUAUGUACUUUCUGUCACUGUGUACUGUGUGUUUGUGUAUGCACUGUCUGUCUCUGUCAAUGUGAGGGCUUUCUGUCACUGUGUAUGUACUGUCUGUCACUGUGUAUGUGCUGUCUGUCUCUGUCAAUGUGUAUGUAAUGUAUGUGUGUCAAUGUGAGGGCUGUCUGUCACUGUGUAUGUACUGUCUGUCUGUGUAUGUACUGUCUGUCUGUCACUGUGUACUGUGUGUCUGUGUAUGCACUGUCUGUCUCUGUCAAUGUGAGGGCUGUCUGUCACUGUGUAUGUACUGUCUGUCACUGUCAAUGUGUAUGUAAUGUAUGUGUGUCAAUGUGAGGGCUGUCUCACUGUAUGUACUGUCUGUGUAUGUACUGUCUGUGUAUGUACUGUCUGUCUGUGUAUGUACUGUCUGUCUGUGUAUGUACUGUCUGUUUUUGUCACUGUGUAUGGGCUGUCUGUCUCUGUCACUGUGUAUGGGCUGUCUGUCUCUGUCACUGUGUAUGGGCUGUCUGUCUCUGUCACUGUGUAUGGGCUGUCUCUCACUGUGAGGGCUGUCUGUCUCUCACUGUGAGGGCUGUCUGUCUCUCACUGUGAGGGCUGUCUGUCUCUCACUGUGAUGGCUGUCUGUCUCUCACUGUGAUGGCUGUCUGUCUCUCACUGUGAUGGCUGUCUGUCUCUCACUGUGAGGGCUGUCUGUCUCUCACUGUGAGGGCUGUCUGUCUCUCACUGUGAGGGCUGUCUGUCUCUCACUGUGAGGGCUGUCUGUCUCUCACUGUGUAUGGGCUGUCUGUCUCUCACUGUGAGGGCUGUCUGUCUCUCACUGUGAGGGCUGUCUGUCUCUCACUGUGAGGGCUGUCUGUCUCUCACUGUGAGGGCUGUCUGUCUCUCACUGUGAGGGCUGUCUGUCUCUCACUGUGUAUGGGCUGUCUGUCUCUCACUGUGAGGGCUGUCUGUCUCUCACUGUGAGGGCUGUCUGUCUCUCACUGUGAGGGCUGUCUGUCUCUCACUGUGUAUGGGCUGUCUGUCUCUCACUGUAUGUACUGCCUGUCACUGUAUGUACUGCCUGUCACUGUAUGUACUGCCUGUCACUGUAUGUACUGCCUGUCUGUGUAUGUACUGUCUGUCUCUGUCACUGUGUUUGGGUUGUCUGUCUCUGUCACUGUGUAUGUACUGGCUGUCACUGUGGGGGGUGUCUCUGUCACUGUGUAUUUACUGUCUGUCUCUGUGAGGGCUGUCUUUCUCUGUCACUGUGUAUGUACUGUCUGUCUCUGUGAGGGCUGUCUGUCUCUGUCACUGUAUAUGUACUGUCUGUCACUGUGUAAGUUCUGUCUCUGUCACUGUGUAUGUGCUGUCUGUCUCUGUCAAUGUGUAUGUAAUGUAUGUGUGUCAAUGUGAGGGCUGUAUGUCUCUGUUACUGUGGGGGCUAUCUGUCUCUGCCAAUGUGAGGGAUGUCUGUCUCUGUCACUGUGAGAGCUGUCUGUGUAUGUGAGGGCUGUCUGCCUCUGUUAAUGUGAGGGCUGUCUCUCUGUGUAUGUGAGGGCUGUCUGUCUCUGUCACUGUGAGGGCUGUCAAUGUGAGGGCUGUCUGUCUGACUAUGUCAAUGUGAGGGCUGUCUGUCUGUCACUGUGUAUGUACUGUAUGUCUGUGUAUGUGAGGACUGACUGUUUGUGUAUGUGCUGUCUGCCCAUCUAUGUGUAUGAGAGCUGACUGUCAAUGUGUGGGUUGUCUGUGCAUGCAAGGCCUGACUAUCUUUGUGUAUGUGAGGAUUGACUGUCUGUGUAUGUGCUGUCUGUCAGUCAAUGUGUAUGAGGGCGGGCUGACUGUCAAUGUGUGUGCUGUCUGUCCGUCUCUGUGUAUGUGAGGGCUGACUGUCUAUGUAAGGACUUACUGUUUCUAUUAAUGUGAGGAAUGUCUGUCUCUCUGUGUGUGUGUAUGUGAGUACUGAUUGACUGUCUCUGUCAAUGUGUAUGUGCUGUUUGUCAAUUUCUGUCUAUGUGAGGACUGACUUUCUGUGUGAGUAAUGUCUGUCUCUAUGUAUGUGAGGACUGACUGUCUCUGUCAAGGUGUAUGUGCUGUCUGUUUAUCUCUGUGUGUGUUAGGAUGACUGUUUUUGCCAAUGUUUAUGUGAAGACUGUCUCUGUAUGUGUGAGGGGUGACUGUCUCUGUUGGUGUGUAUGUGCUGUCUGUCCAUCUCUGUGUAUGUGAGGACUGACGGACUGUCUGCAUGUGAGGUCUGUCUGUGAGAACUGAUGCACUGUCUGUAUACGAGGACUGUUUGUCUAUGUAUGUGAGGGCUGACUGUCUCGGUGUAUGCGAGUUCUGUCUAUCAAUAUGAGGGUGGUCUGUCAAUGUGAGGGCUAUCUGUGUGUUAGGAUUGACUCUAUGUAAGGAUUGCCUGUUUGUCUUUGCCUAUGUGAGGACUGUCUGUAUGUGAGGACUGAUUGACCGUCUAUAUGAUACCUGCUAGCAUGUGAAGUCUUCUUGUCUGUAUCUGUGGUGUGUUCAUUAGACAACACAUUUUAAUCAACUCAAAAGCAAAUGAUAAAAGUAAACUAAAAUAUCCAAGCUAUGAUCCUAGCAGAAUUUUCCAAAAUAGAUUUUUUUGCCUUCGUCUUGUCAUUGCUUUUUCAGUUCAUUACAUUUUGGUGUUUAGUAAAUACCCUACUGUGUUUACAUGGUGGACUGACUGUCAGUAUCUAUGGUGUAUUCAGUAAACACAACAUUGUUUUCUAUUUAAUUAAAUUCAAAUCUGAAUAUAGCCAAGUUAUGACUGUAAUGGAGUUGGAGAAAUGUAUUUUUUCUCCAGUUUAAAUGUAGCCAAUUUCCAGUUCACCGCAGUACAGUGAUAAUGAUAAGCGUGUGUGUGUUUAUCUAUCUACCCGUGGCGGAUUCACAUGGGAUAUUUGUACUGCCCCUAAAAUAAUGGCAUGAUUAAGGUACUUCAUGGAUCAUAUUCUGUGUGUGAGGUGGGGCAUUCGUUCAUGUCUCCCUCUGAUAAGAUCUACGGCUCCUGCAAAACAGGAAAUGAAACCCAAUGCUAAAAGCAUGCCUUGCAAUGCGUACGUCUACGUAUCUCUCCUAUGAUAGCAGCCUGUUAUUGUUUUAAUAAUUUACAACUUCAGACAUGGCCUUUCUCUGGGGAAACCAGACCUAACCCUCUGCCUCAGGAGCCAUGCUGCCAUCCCAUAGUCCUCCAUAUUGAGUAGGUCCAUAGAGCCUUCAGAAUUAAGAAACCAGUGUUCACCUUUGCCAAGAAACGAGACAUUUAUAAAAUGAAUUUGGGUUUACCAUUUAUUUAAUAAUGUUCUGCCAUCAGGUGGUUAACUGCAUCUAGCUUCUCAGGUUUGUUACUUAAAUAACUAUAUCAGUCACGUAAUCACUUUUCCUUUCUUUUAGAUUUUCUGUUCAAGUUUUUGGUUAUUGGCAGUGCGGGGACUGGGAAAUCCUGCCUCUUGCACCAGUUCAUCGAGAGUAAAUGUGAGUACUGACUGUGAACAUUUAAUUACUGGGCAGAGAUUAUGCCCCACAAUCAAGGUAUCUUAAAAAAUGCUGCGUACGUGAUUUAUGAAGAUUUCAGUUUACCUGUCCUGGAUUAAUUGUGAUUGAGGGCACUUACAUAGCUUGAAUCCUGCAAUUACAUGCGUUUAACCCCUUAAGGACACAUGACAUGUGUGACAUGUCAUGAUUCCCUUUUAUUCCAGAAGUUUGGUCCUUAAGGGGUUGAACUGACAGUCACUGAGGAGGUGGUGAGGUGUAUUCUAACAUAGUGGUUUAAUGUGACCCUUUUUUUUUUUAACUUUAUUUAUGCCGCUUGUAUCUUAAAGGAAUAGUAUAAGCACCCAGACCACGUCAGCUCAGUGGUCUGGGUGCUAUGUGCCUAUCUCAGUCCUGUACCUGAGAAUUUUAAUGCUGUGAUAUCAGUUUGAGACACUUUCAUGAAAUAGCAGAGUAAAACUCUGCUGUUUAAAUCAGAUGGUCUCUGAGAGACCAUAUGUUUGGCGCUGUGCUGCAAUGUGCAGCGCAUGCUCACUAGCCUCCCAAUGCUUUCUUCUGGGAAAACAUUGGAGCUAAGCUAAAGUGGUGGAGCUUCAUGGAGGAGACUUGCAAGGGUUUAAAGGCUAGUAAAUUACUGGCAGCACUGGUUUGGUCACCUAAACGGUCACCAGGACACUGUAGUGCUAGGAACAUAUCUUUUUAUACCACAGGGCCUUGAAUGCUUCAAUCUGAUUGGUUGACGAACGUUCUAAGGUGUGCUGAAGUAGUUCCAGACAGGUCUUGACCGCGUUACAGUUGCGUAAGAAAUUAGUCCUACAUACAAGAGCGUUUUAAUGAUGAAAACUUGACAAACGUCUUGAAAUACAUCAUCUGAACAAUGUUUCGAGGUGUGGUUACUGUAGUACAAGUGGGAUAAUUGACUCCAGGCUGUUGAAUUAUUAGAAAACAAACAAUCUAUGAGGGGACAGGGCCACUUUGACAUUGCUGAUGCAGCGAGAUGGCCGUGGGUGUAGGGAAAGGUGAGUUUUAGUUACCCGAACCUGUCCCUACUAACUGCUGCCAUAGUCUUCCUGCUGGUUCUCUUCAUACACAUUAUCUGCCAAGAGCCCACGUCAGGCUUGUAUUCACAACAAUAAUGUCUAUGGAGGAUUCCAUCAGCCAUCACUAGUGUUGCCACUAUAGGCUGUCUUAGUGCUGCAAUUUCUCAAAAACUGAAAUGUUUACCUUGCAGGACUAAGAGGGACAGGGACACUGCACCCAGAUCACUCCCAUGAGAUGGGUACCUAUUGUGUCUCUAACCAGUUUUACAAAUUGCAAUUUGUACAACGAAAUCCUCCUGUAGUGGAUGUCAUAGUGAAAAACUGUCAUGUGAUGCGGAAGACCCCAUAGGAAAACGCUGAUUCUUUGGGGGAAGCUUGGAGGCGUGUAUGUCGCUUGCUGAGCAUGCGCAUUAAGUCCACAGGGUUCCUCCAUAAACAGCAUUGUAUUUGACCUUUGUGGAAAAGCCAUUCCUCCUCGGUGAUGUCAGAAGGUGGCAUAGAGAUACGCAGCACCCAGGGCGCCAUGGUGCUGUAAAAAUGUGAGUAAGACAUCAAUUUUAUAGUUUUCACAAAUGUGAAUGCUGGAUAAAGACCUAGGUUUUAGUAGGGACAUGGUCUUUUAAAGCGUUAGGGAUACAAAUCUGUAUUCCUAACGCGUUCGUGUUCCUCUAAUUACAUAGCACAUUCACACAGCUAGGAAAACUUUUAAAUUAAAACCUUUUUUAAAAACAAAUUGCACAAACCCAUAGCUGUCAGCUUAUUCAUAAAUGUACACAAGUGACGUGUAAAGAAGGAGUGAGUACCGACCCUCCAAAGGGGACUUUUGUUUCCAUACCUAUCAGCAUAGGGAAAUCAGUGACUUGUAUACGUGUGUGUAUGGGGGAAACUAUACCUCACUCUCUGAAGUGUUUUACAUGUGAAGAAUGUGUCCCUGUAGUAGAAACCGCUACUUUUAUAAAUUAAUCUUGUUACACGACAUGACUGUCAAUCAGACACCCUGUCCUGUUACUUCCGGGUUGUUAGCUCAGUGGAGAUAAACUCAAGAGGCAGCAAUUGCCCAGAGCACUUGCCUUGCAAAGACUUCUCAUUGAGCUGCACUGGGGAGUCUGUGAUUGGACAGCAACAGAAAUACUGGCUUGGAAAGAAGGGGAUGGAUUAAAAAGGCUACAGACAAGAGAUCAUCAACUUUUGCAAGUUGUUUUUAUACAUAUGUCAAUAAAAAAAUGUUCAGUUUAAUGCAUUCAUGUUUUCAUUGGAUAUAUCUACUAAACAGUGAUUUAAAAAAUAUAUUUUAUUUAGAAAGUAGAGUGUCUCUUUAAUGGCAAGGAACAAAGUGUCUAAUACUUUAAUUUCUUCCUCAGUUAAGCAAGACUCCAAUCACACCAUAGGGGUGGAGUUUGGCUCUCGGAUUGUCAACGUUGGAGGUAAAUCGGUUAAACUGCAGAUUUGGGACACAGCGGGACAGGAGAGAUUCAGGUAUGCUGUACAAUUAAAUAUUACAUUCUUUGUAAUUGAGUGAAUGUACUGAAUGUUUUUUGUUUAACCAGCAGAUGGGGCCACAUAACUUUUUCUUUUUUCUUUUCUACUUACCACUGUAAUCUCUUGAGGAACAAUGCACUGAUUUAUCCGCACGUUAUUGGUUAAUUGCAACUGUUGUUUUUAAAACACAUUGAGAGGAUAAAGCAUUAAUUGUAAAUACAUUGAAUACAUUCCUAGUUACUCUUCUAGUGAGGCGCAAAUCCAUUAUAUAUAUAUUCUCAAUCCGUAUAAGGUUUGGGCAAUGUAACAGGCUCCCUACCACACUUUUGUGCAGAUCAUUCCUCAAGUCCUGCUUUUAAUUAUCAGUCCUCGUUGUCACUCACCGUGUGAAAUGAUUUAAUAUACAAUAAUAAAUAGUCUUUUAAGAAAAUGAGUUGCUCUUUGAGUGGCAGCGUUUACAGCCUGACUCUGACAAACUGGAUUUAUGAAUCUAUUGAUUGUUUUAGGUCUGUUACCCGCAGUUACUACCGAGGAGCAGCAGGGGCACUGCUUGUUUAUGACAUAGCAAGGUGAGUGUGUAUGUGGAGGUAAUAGACUCCGAAUGCCAGUGUGCCUGCUGGCUUACUUGUUUUAUUCUAUUAUUUCUGUUCUUCUGGUUUCCCUGCGUGUUAUUUGCUUAAACCACUUUAUGGUUCCUGCAUUUGGUUGACCGGAGACCUGACCUAUUCCUAACUUUUUUUGCAGUCGGGAGACUUACAACGCUCUCACCAACUGGCUGACAGAUGCCAGGACUCUGGCCAGUCCCAACAUCAUCAUCAUUCUGUGUGGCAACAAGAAGGAUUUGGAUGCUGACAGAGAGGUUACCUUUCUGGAGGCUUCACGUUUCGCCCAGGAGAAUGGUGAGAAUGAAUACCACACACAUAGAUAAUAUUUUCUAUGCUCUCCUUCACUUUUCCAAUAGAUUGGGAUUAUGGGCACAUCCAUUCCAGCAUCCUGCAAGUAUAUUGUGGGACUGUAAAGCUGUGUUGCUGCCCAGCUGUAAUUCUCUCAGGGUGAUGAGCCCCCUGGCUGUCAUGCUCUUGUUGAUGGGGCCCUUUGGUGGCCAGCAUGUCGGAUCCACCUGGCUAUAACCUGUUUUUGUUUUUUCCCCAGACCUGAUGUUUUUGGAAACGAGUGCUCUCACUGGAGAGAAUGUAGAAGAAGCUUUCUUAAAAUGUGCUCGGACAAUAUUAAAUAAAAUAGAUACAGGUAAGUACACUCAUGAUUAUUAUUAUUAUUAAUAUUAUAUCUUCAUUUUCAGAAAAAUGGUCAAGACCUCAAUAAGGCACUGAUUGGCUGUGGGUAGAUAUUUUAAUAGUGGGCUCCACUCUUGGCAUGCAAUGCUCAUUGUAAUAUUUGCAUAUAGAGGGGCCUGUUUGGGUUAUUUAGAUACAUUCCGUUGCACGAAAAAUGUUUGUAAAUGUCUUUUGCUCCUCUGGCUGUAGGGGGGUCUAUUUGAUGGUACAUUGGAGAAAGCAAUGCACUGUUCCUUGCUGCAAUCCAUAUUCCUUUGAUCUCAACUUAUUUAACUUCUAUAAUCACCAUGUCUGUGGCUGCCACUUAUAUCAAUAUUAAAACUUAAGGGGAGCUGUUUACCCUCUCUAUUAUUUUCGUAUCCCUAGAAUUCACAAACAUGGUUUCCAGUGAUCAUAGUUAUUCAUGGUAUCCAGACAUUCAGGCUCACUCUCUGUGUCCAGCUCUGAUUAUGGAAUAUUAAAGGUUUUUUAACAUAGGGCUUUUGCUUACAUUCUAAAUGUUACAUUAAAAUAAAUGUCAUCUCGUAUAAACAAUUUAAAGAAGCAGUCUAUGCAACAUAACCACUCUGUGCCAAUAUAGUUGUUAUGGUGCCAUUGGGUUGCGGACAAUAUUCCCACCAUAUAAAUGAUUUGACCAAAACCUUGGGUCUUCAAGGCACCCCUCAGCUUGUCUGCCAUGCCGAAAUUGCCAGUGAAAGUGUUCCACGUCACAUCCAGGCAUGUCCACUGAGAUUUACCAAGAAUCACAGGACCGCAACCUUAUCUGAAUAGGAUCAUAACUACUUCAUUGGUAUGUAGUGGUUAUGGUGCUCAUACUGCACCUUUAUUAAAAUACUUUAUAAAGCACCAGCGCAUUCGCCAGUUCUGUUAGUGGGCAAAGUUGGUACAAGUCAGAAGACAAAGAUACUAUACAUCUAAGAGACAAUUCAAAAUUCGACAAAUACAGAAACAUACCGAAGGCAUUACAAUCUAGAUGAUUGUGAAGGAGUUUAAUUUAAGGCCUCUGAUCCCAUAUAUAGUUUAUAAUUUUGCUGCUACCUGGGAUCAUUUGAUUCAGAUUGCUAUAAAGAGCACAUUAUAUUACUGACUAGAUUUGGUCAUUUCAAGGUCAUAGUGUGUCCUUCUUGGCCGUCCUCUGUAUAUUAAAUACUGUAAGUCUAAUAGCUUUACUGUGCAUCCAUGGAAACACGACACUGUGUGACAGCAUUACUAGUGAAUUCACAUCCAAGUAAAAAUAAGGACUAUUUGGUCAUCCAACAAUGGAAUGAGAUAGCACUCUCAGGGGAUCAUCUCAAAGACGACCUCGGUCACUUGUACAUGGACAAAAUGAAAGCCUUUUAGUUGAUCACAUCAUCACAAGAGAACUUUAAAUGUUUUGUUUACGUCCGCAGCAGAUUAUUGCAAGAACAUAGUAUUGAGAAGGGUUGUGUGAAAUAGGAAACUAAGGUCACGAUACACAUUUGUUUUCUAGGGGUUUGUUUAUCACUUGAAAUGUAUGAAAAUAAUAGACCAGACUUGCUUCUUCUGUGCAUAAGGUGGUUUUAUUUUUGUAGAACAGCAAAGCAGAUUGCUUCACAGGGUCACAUAUAGCAGGUAACUUCACAGGAUGGAUGUCCGUACAAAGUAACAAUGUUCAAAGAGCACAGAUUUUUAUAGACCGCUAGUAACAUGGACUACAUCACCAUGACGAGAUAAUACACAAAGAAAGCAGAUGUUACUGUGACAAAAUAGUGUGGAAAAGCAGGAUGUUCCAAUUCUGUACAUUGUUUAUAUGACAUUCAGAAAAGUAUUACAAGUGGCUGACCUGUGCUACAGAUUUAAUCUCUCUCAGAGAGCUGACGUAUGGCUAAUGUCGCUGGCAUUUACAUUUUUGGUAUUUAAUCCAUUUCAACUAAUCUUCAACCCUUGUGAUCCCACUACUAUUGCAAGCUCAUUAUUAGACGCAUCUAUAACUACACUAAUAUACACCUUUACUGUAUGUCCAACGGUCUAUACGCACAUUAUAAUAUUAUUAUUAUUUAUAUAGUGCCAGUGUUUUCUAUAAAAACGGGUUUAAACCGGAACAAAUAAAGUUGACAGUCACAAAGGGAAGAGAGCCCAGCUCACACAUGCUGACUUUAUAAUAUAAACAUUUCUAUCUACAUUUAUAGGUUUACGUAGCUAUAUAUAGUCAGAACCUAUUAACAUUUACCCUGUACACCUUUUUAUAACACUACUUGUUUAUUUCUUCUAAAGAGUCUUAUCUCUGGUUCUGCGUAUUAAUCUCAUGCUCCAUGUCCUCUGACCAAGUGUUCCCUGCAUCAAGGUCCUGCUCUCCAUUUCAAGGUCCUGCUGUCACAUUUUUAAACAGAGUGCGCGUACACGUGAGCUGAUCCUGAUUCAAACGUCCAGGCACUGAGCAUGGCGUACCAGCCCUUUCUCCUCCGGAGUCUCACCAGUGAGCUAUGCCUGGCAUCUUCUGAGGCACAUGGGUCAAUGUCUUCACUACACUUUGAGUAGUGCAGUCAUUCUGUAUUCACACCAGCAAACUAAAUGUGUGAAAGUCCACGAAAUUAUAAAAAGAAAACAUGCUCUAUGGCUGAAGUCGUCAGUCUUUACCAUGUCCUAUACUGCGAGCUUUGUCUGAUGCUCUGCCAGCCAGAAAAGUCAUAUAGUGUAUCUAGCGGGAAAAUGCCUACUGCUGCUAUAUGUUAUAGCGGCCCCUGUGAAGCUGCUACAGUGUAUAUCAUAGAUCUUCCAUGUCACAUUUGUGAGGGAGCAGCCUGAUCUGAAGUGGCCAGCAUCAACAGAGACGUAGUAUUAUCUUUGUAGAUUUUCACAGUCAAUAGGUGAGCUUCCUGCUCUGACACCAUCUAAUAAAAUAGAUUUUAUAUUGCUUUAAGCAUAAACAUUCCUGUUAUUGUACAGCAGGAAUCUCACAAGGUAAGACAUGCAGAAAGCAGGAUUAAGUGAAUGCACAUGUGGCUCUCUUAUAAACAGAUUGGCUCUGGAUGGGUCUGUAUAUACACAGCAAUACAGUGGCAGAGCCUCCAGCAACAUGUGUUUAUAAGAGCCUGGCAUUUUAUUUACACAGACAGCCGGUAGCUUCAGGCCCUGGAUGGUAACGGUUUGUACCAGACUACAACAGCUCUGUACAACUUCACUGCUAACAAAGGGACAAUAUGCUGUGUGUCCCUCACACAGAGUGCUCUUUCAUUUUGUUUGAUUGCCCUUUUGUUUGUUUUGGGUGAAAUAUUGGAUAUGGCUAAUAUGAUUUUUCAUUUUAUAAAGUAAUUUCUGCUGAGCUUACAUUCUUGGGAUCCUUAGCUGCACCUUUAGUUUCGAUUGGAAUGGCUUUAAAUAUAAUUAUUGUGUACUAAAAGAUUACCUGUAAAGACUAACCUGUCCUACCCGAUCCACUUCACAUGAAAACAUCAUUUCAAAGCUUGCACUAGGGAAAGUUCCCUCUGUACCACUUCCUGAAAUAAACUCUGCCUUUUGGAUAUUACUAUAUGUGCCCAACGUACAGCAUCAGACUGGUUCCAUGCAUUGGGAGAGGAGAAUACUGCCUCAAGGCCAGACAGGCACCCUCUGUUACAGAGAUAAACCGUGGAAGAAAAAAAGAUAUGAAUUAAUUGGACCUCACUGGCAUCCUGAAUAUGCCAUGUCUGUAUAUUUUAUUUAUUUGGUUGACAUUACUUGCUUUCAGGUUGUCUCAAAGGAGGUGAGCAAUGUGAAGCUUAUACAUGGGGACCACAAUGGUAUAUGGAACCUUUGUGGCAUCUUGUAAAUAUGGUGGGGUGGGGGGCACCAUUUAUUUCUGUGCUGGCUAUGCAAUUGAAGUCACUUUUCUUUUUCUUAUUGAAUGCAGACUACUCAUUUAAUGCGGCAAGAGCCUGAUUUAAUUUAAAAACCAUUUUCACAGUGAUUAUCUUAUUUUCCUUCUUCAGGAGAGCUUGACCCUGAGAGAAUGGGAUCUGGCAUCCAGUAUGGAGACGCUUCUCCGCGACACAUUAAGCACACGCAUGGGACCCAAGCACACAACCGGCAGCAAUGUAGCUGUUAAUAAUAAAGAGGUAAAAAGCGAGGGGUUGUAGAGAGUGUUAUAUAGAGUAAUAUGAGUUAUAGAGGGGUUUAUAUAGAGUAAUAUGAGUUAUAGAGGGGGUUAUAUAGAGUAAUAUGAGUUAUAGAGGGGUUAUAUAGAGUAAUAUGAGUUAUAGAGGGGUUAUAUAGAGUAAUAUGAGUUAUAGAGGGGUUAUAUAGAGUAAUAUGAGUUAUAGAGGGGGUUAUAUAGAGUAAUAUGAGUUAUAGAGGGGGUUAUAUAGAGUAAUAUGAGUUAUAGAGGGGGUUAUAUAGAGUAAUAUGAGUUAUAGAGGGGGUUAUAUAGAGUAAUAUGAGUUAUAGAGGAGGUUAUAUAGAGUAAUAUGAGUUAUAGAGGGGUUAUAUAGAGUAAUAUGAGUUAUAGAGGGGGUUAUAUAGAGUAAUAUGAGUUAUAGAGGGGUUAUAUAUGAGUUAUAGAGGGGGUUAGAUAGAGUAAUAUGAGUUAUAGAGGGGUUAUAUAGAGUAAUAUGAGUUAUAGAGGGGGUUAUAUAGAGUAAUAUGAGUUAUAGAGGGGGUUAUAUAUGAGUUAUAGAGGGGGUUAUAUAGAGUAAUAUGAGUUAUAGAGGGGUUAUAUAGAGUAAUAUGAGUUAUAGAGGGGUUAUAUAGAGUAAUAUGAGUUAUAGAGGGGUUAUAUAGAGUAAUAUGAGUUAUAGAGGGGUUAUAUAGAGUAAUAUGAGUUAUAGAGGGGGUUAUAUAGAGUAAUAUGAGUUAUAGAGGGGUUAUAUAGAGUAAUAUGAGUUAUAGAGGAGGUUAUAUAGAGUAAUAUGAGUUAUAGAGAGGGCUAUAUAGAGUACAAGGAGCUAUAGAGGGGUUGGCAUAGAGAAUAUGAGCUAUAGAGGGGUUAUACAGAGCACAUGAGUUAUAUAGGGGCUAUAUAGAGUAAUAAGGAGUUAUAGAGGGGUUACAUAUGAGUUAUAGAGGGGGUUAGAUAGAGUAAUAUGAGCUAUAGAGGGGCUAUAUAGGAGUAAUACAUGAGCUAUAGAGGGGUUAUAUAGAGUAACAUGAGUUAUAGAGGGGGUUAUAUGAGCAGAGGGGGGCUAUAGAGUAACAUGAGUUAUAGAGGGCUAUAUAGAGUAACAUGAGUUAUAGAGGGGUUUAUAGAGUAAUAAGGAGUUAUAGAGGGGUUAUAUAGAGUAAUAUGGAGCUAUAGAGGGGCUAUAUGAGUAACAUGAGCUAUAGAGGGCUAUAUGAGCACAUGAGUUAUAGAGGGGGCUAUACAGAGUAAAUAUGAGCUAUAGGAGGGGGGGUUACAUAGGAGUAAUAUGAGCUAUAGAGGGGGUUAUAUAGAGUAAUAUGAGUUAUAGAGGGGUUAUAUAGAGUAAUAUGAGUUAUAGAGGGGGUUAUAUAGAGUAAUAUGGGUUAUAGAGGGGGUUAUAUAGAGUAAUAUGAGUUAUAGAGGAGGUUAUAUAGAGUAAUAUGAAUUAUAGAGGGGGUUAUAUAGAGUAAUAUGAAUUAUAGAGGGGGUUAUAUAGAGUAAUAUGAAUUAUAGAGGGGGUUAUAUAGAGUAAUAUGAGUUAUAGAGGGGUUAUAUAGAGUAAUAUGAGUUAUAGAGGGGUUAUAUAGAGUAAUAUGAGUUAUAGAGGGGGUUAUAUAGAGUAAUAUGAGUUAUAGAGGGGUUAUAUAGAGUAAUAUGAGUUAUAGAGGGGGUUAGAUAGAGUAAUAUGAGUUAUAGAGGGGGUUAUAUAGAGUAAUAUGAGUUAUAGAGGGGGUUAUAUAGAGUAAUAUGAGUUAUAGAGGGGUUAUAUAGUGUAAUAUGAGUUAUAGAGGGGGUUAUAUAGAGUAAUAUGAGUUAUAGAGGGGUUAUAUAGAGUAAUAUGAGUUAUAGAGGGGUUAUAUAGAGUAAUAUGAGUUAUAGAGGGGUUAUAUAGAGUAAUAUGAGUUAUAGAGGGGUUAUAUAGAGUAAUAUGAGUUAUAGAGGGGUUAUAUAGAGUAAUAGAAGUUAUUGAGAGUACUAUAUAGAGUAAUAAGAGGAGUUUUAUAGAUGAUUAUAUGGAGUAAUAGGGAAGGUUGAAGUGGAAUUGAUUAAGUGAAUUAAUGAUUUAAUAGAUAAAAUAGUAGGACUGCUUUUAGCUCAUUUCUGCAUGUUUUUCUUUCCAGCUUCUGACAGACAUCCUGUCCUCGGUAUACAUCCACUUGGGACUAACCGUCCGCUCCCCUCUGACUUAUUGCACUCAUCCUGAAUGAAGGAUUCCCCAUUUGUCUUGUUCACUGUUACUUUUUGUGUGUAGAAGCCCCAUGUGACGGCGUGGCUCCUGAUACGGCUCCUAGCGCACCAUACCAAUGCGGAGAAGUCUCAGCCAAUCUGCAUCUGCCUUGGGAUUCCUAAAUAUGUGAAAAAUUGGGGUCAGCACCCUCAGGCUGGGCGUGGAAACCCAGAAAUCCGACCACACACACAGCAUUUAUAUAUAAGCAUUGAGAGGUAUAUAUAUUAGAAAUGUAUGAGCAUGCGCAGAUAUUUUACUGUAUAUCAGCAAUGGCUAACUUCAGCGCUCAGACCUUUCUGAACUCCAUUUCCCAUGAUGUUAAGCUAUGCUCUUGGAUGACUGAGCAGCAUGGGAUUUAGAGUUCACUGAUAUCUGAAGUGUCAAGUUUCAACUUCACUGCCCCUCACCCUAAAACACCUGGACUAGAGGCUCGGCCUCUUCCCGUUUAUCACAAGGUUGCAGGGGCCGGUUCCUCAAUAUUUGAAGCAAGUGUUAUCCAUUUCAGGAAAAGCCCUGUCUAACGUAUGUAUUGCACUUCAUCAACCCCCUAAAUACCUUAACCAUACAAUAUUCCAACUCAAGCAGUAAUGAUUAGAAUUCAGUUAGCAGAAAUUUGUAAUCUAAUGUUUCAAGGGCUCCACCUUGUAUAACACCCCCUUUGGCACAGGAACGGUUAUUUAAGAAGUUUUACAUGUGACUGCCUCGCUCUUAUUCUGUCGAUGUCUUCAUUUUUAUUUUUUUUGUUUUGCUGUAGUUUAAUUGAAAUUCCCAUUUCCAUGCUGUUUUUUAUUUUUUUCAUUUAAAUCAAAUGCAGAAAAUAUGUUCUUAUAAAGACGUCAACCUAUUUAGUUGUUUUUGUUUUUAUUUAUGCUUGUUUAAUGUAGAUUUAUUUAUCUUUUUAUAUCUAAAGUAGAGCAUUUUGCAGGCUCUGUGUCCAGCCUAACAUUUCAUUUAUUUACUCUGUCAAACCAUUCUUUCCUUGUUUCCUUCUAAUUAUUGCCUAGAGUGGAGAUAUAUAUAUAUAUAUAUAUAUAUAUAUAUAUAUAUAUAUAUAUAUAUAUAUAUAUAUAUUUAUUAGGUAUAUUCCAAUCUUAUGAAUAAAAACGCAAAUGUAGGUUUUCUUAAUGCCCUAUAGAGAAAUUCUGCUUUCUGGAUAAUUGCGAGAUUCAGCUUAUAGUAGUGUAUAAAAAGGGCUGAUUUUCACAAAUUUAAGCAAAUACACUAAUUAAAAAUGAUUAAAACUUUUAACCCAUUAAACAUGUCCCUGUCAUUAGAUUACUUUGCUCCUACAUGGGACUGUCCCUUUAACCCAUUAAACAUGUCGCUGUCAUUAGGUCACUUUGCUCCUACAUGGGACUGUCCCUUUAACCCAUUAAACGUGUCGCUGCCAGGUGCUUUGCUCCUACUUGGGACUGUCCCUUUAACCCAUUAAACAAGUCACUGUCAUUAGGUCACUUUGCUCCUACAUGGGACUGACCCUUUAACCCAUUAAACAUGUCACUGUCAUUAGGUCACUUUGCUCCUACAUGGGACUGACCCUUUAACCCAUUAAACAUGUCACUGUCAUUAGGUCACUUUGUUCCUACAUGGGACUGUCCCUUUAACCCAUUAAACAUGUCACUGUCAUUAGGUCACUUUGUUCCUACAUGGGACUGUCUCUUUAACCCAUUAAACAUGUCACUGUCAUUAGGUCACUUUGUUCCUACAUGGGACUGUCUCUUUAACCCAUUAAACAUGUCUCUGUCAUUAGGUUACUUUGCUCCUACAUGGGAUUGUCCCUUUAACCCAUUAAACAUGUCACUGUCAUUAGGUCACUUUGCUCCUACAUGGGACUGUCCCUUUAACCCAUUAAACAUGUCGCUGUCAUUAGGUCACUUUGCUCCUACAUGGGACUGUCCCUUUAACACAUUAAACAUGUCACUGUCAUUAGGUCACUUGUCUUCUACAUGACACUGUCUCUUUAACAUGUCACUAACCCUCUACUCUUGCCAUUGUCAUUAAACAUGUUUUCCUAGGAAUUCUAUAAUGGGGAUUUUGCGUGACAACCUCUUCUUGUCUUCCUGGGAGGAAGAGGGAGGGGAGGUGGAGGGAAAAUAGGGCAGGAAGUUUUGGUGAGAAGGUUAAAUUUCCUCUGGCCAUGUCUGCAUCUCAUGCAACAAGAAAGAGUAGCUUAAUUAAGAAGACUUGUGAAAAAAUGGCAUGCAACUAUUAUGGAUUGGACAAUUUCAUUUAAAAAUGUGUUUAUUCCUGUAUUGGGUUAAAUAUAGCUGCUGGCAAAUUCUCUCUUACAUAUUGAGCUCUAUCCUCUCCGAAUUAAAAUCCUGUUCUGUCUAGUGAUUGCUUCUGUUCAUCUCAUUACACAUCACGGACCCCAUCUAGGAUUCUAUCAUUACUACUCUCAGCACUCUUGGCAAAUAUACAGAAUAUAUUGUCUGGUUCUGUGAUGUAGCACAUUUGUGAGUGACACUGGCUACCAAACUUGUCAUCCUUUUAAACAAAUUAUGUGGUUUAAGGGUCAUAAAUGAAACGGAAAAGGAUCAGCGUUCUAAAAAGAAAACCCAAAAUCUAGAAUAUAUGUAAAUUUCGUAGGGCUCCCUCUAAGCCCUACAAAUAAG